ACUCCACAGCCACUUCUCAACUCGUGCCACCGUACACAGCAUAGACUGGAGGUGUUCUGGAUUCCGUGGCAUAUCAGUUAGUGCCGCCAAGUCGUGGUGUCCGUUUGGAAAAAUUUUUAAAGGCUCUCAAGCCAGUAAACGGGCACAGCCAAUACCAAGCGGUAGCCACCAAGCACUUGUCCAAGUGGUCAAUAAGAGGAAAAUCACUUCAACGGACAGAUUCAGUCGCUCUCACUUAUUCAACAUAAACGGAUCGAGAGACAAUUGAGAUCGAAAGUGAACAAUGGUAGUUAACUCGGGAAAUCUUCAGGUGUCAAGUGGCAAAACAGCUGGUGGUCUGACCCUAGAUGGGUCAAAAUGUGACAAUAAUGACAAAAACACCCAAAAUUGUGCAAUAGCAUUGGAUGAUGCAGAAGAAGAGGAUAACAAUUCAGAUGUUAUAUCGGAUUUAACAGGACACAUUGGGAAAUGGCAAUUGAUUUGGGCAAUUGUUCUGUCCCUCUUUCAAUUUCCCUCAACAUUUCACCUCUUUUCAUUUGUCUUUGAGGGAGCCCAUAAAGACUUCUGGUGUGCUGCUCCUGAUCACCUCAAAUCCAUCCCUACUGCCGUGUGGCGCAAUUUAACUCAACCUAAAAAUGGAUGCAGUAUUAUUGACAUUAACUUCAAUAAUAUUUUAGAGGAAAAUUUUACAACAGCCCUUAGUGAUACUUCCAACUUUACAUUAACUAAGUGCAUAAAUUUUGAAUAUGAUAUGGAUUUAAUCGGAAAAACUGUUAUUUCGGAAUGGCAAUUAAUCUGUGACAGAGAUGGUAUGGUAAGCAUUGUUGAGAUGUGCUUUUUGGCGGGAGCAGCAGUUGGCAGUGUUUGCAGUGGAUGGAUUUCUGAUCAAUUUGGGCGCAGGAUUACAUUAAUGUCCUUCGCCACUGUACAAUGCUGUGUCGGGAUUUUGCUUGCCUUUGCCUCAUCACUGUCCACCUUCAUGGUCCUGCGGUUUAUCAGUGGCGUUUCCUCCAUGGCGGUAUUGGUCGUCAGCUUUGUCCUUGUAGUGGAAUUGGUAUCGGGAAAAUAUCGCACAAUUCUUGGUAUCCUCAACCUCUUGCCACUGUCGAUUACAUACAUGAUAAUCUCUGGGAUUGCCUAUGUAGCUCGCGACUGGAGAACUAUUCAGCUUAUUGGCUCAAUUCCAUGCUUCCUCCUUCUUGUGCUAUGGCUUAAUGUUCCCGAAUCACCAAGAUGGUUGCUUGCAAGAGGUCGAACGGAGGAACUAAAAGAGAUUAUCAAUCGAAUUGCUGCGAGGAAUAAAAUCACCCUCCCGGACAACUAUGAAAAAUUGCUGAUUUCACCCUCUGAUACGGAUACUACAGUUUCAAUAUUGGACUUAUUCAGGGGAAAACUGCUCAGGACCACUCUUUUGAUGACGGUGAUUUGGUUCUCACUCGUCCUCCUAUACUUCGGCAUUACUCUACAUAUGAAUAAUUUGGGUGGAAAUAUCUACAUAAAUACUAUUCUAGCUGGUGCAGUUGAGGGUAUUGCCAUUAUAUGCAGCAUCCUUGUCGUCCUCAAAUUAGGAAUCCGAAUUAAUCUAGUUAUAUACAUGCUUGUCGCCGGAUUAGCCUGCCUCAUGGUAAAUUUCGUCCCAGAUGGCAAUUUGUGGAUGAUAAUCACUUUAGUUAUGAUAGGAAAGUGCACAAUUGGAGCAACAAAUGCCAUCAUUCAAACAUUCACGGCAUACCAAUAUCCAACUAUGCUGAGAAAUUUGGGUGUGGGAGCAGGAAAUUUUGCUGCUGGUGUAGCUUUAAUUGUUGUACCAUAUCUCUGGUUAAUGGACCGCAUUCAAGUUUUUCUACCAAUGACAAUUAUGGGAGGAUUCGGAAUUAUUGGUGCUAUUGCCCUUAUGCUGUUACAUGAUAAAUCCCCAAAAACGAAGAAACAGCAGAGAGUCAAGAAAGAGUGCCUUCCGGAGCAUCUUAGAGUUCCCACUGCAUUUGAAAAUUCAGCAUACAAACACACAGAAUCUUGAUCAUUCAUCUUUUAGGCACAUGUAUCAUUUCACAUCUUGCGCAAUUCUUCUGUUAAAAUUAAAACCAUUUCACCCAAUUGUAUUUAAUAACCUAGACACCUAAGAUAUGAUAAGUUAUAUUUACAGUCCAUUGUUGUACAUUACUACAGUGAAUAUUUUAUUCUUUUGUCAAAACUGUUUAUUCUUUAUGCAAUAAUACUUAUUAUGUAUAUCGUACUCCCACAACGUACGCGCAUGCAGUAUUCUUUUGAUCUACUUAUCAUUUUUAGUAGGUCUGAUUUUGUAUGCAUUCAUCUUCAAAUACAAUAAAACCACCAUACUCGUAGGAGUAAUUUUCAUCUCAAUAUUUAUACGUAUGUAAUAUUUAAUUAUAAUUGUAAUAUUUGGUAAAUUAAAAAAAAUAUCUGAAAAAUAAA
Phlebotomus papatasi is the source of this 2436-nucleotide messenger RNA. Its product is annotated as organic cation transporter protein. NCBI's taxonomy places the organism in Eukaryota, Metazoa, Arthropoda, Insecta, Diptera, Psychodidae. The record is from RefSeq and is a predicted model, not a curated record. Gene Ontology annotation, molecular function: transmembrane transporter activity. Gene Ontology annotation, biological process: transmembrane transport. Gene Ontology annotation, cellular component: membrane. The transcript is spliced from 7 exons. Bases 284 to 2020 code for a protein of 578 amino acids.